UCGCUGCUCAAGAACUGAGUACACGUAGAGGCAGGAAGACAAGACUGUGCUCAUCAUCUGACUAAUUUGUGUUUUAUCCACUCGGAUGUGGGCCUCGCUGUUUGUGCCAACAUUAAUUGCCCAUCCCUAAAUUCUCUUCUGAAGGUGGUGGCGAGCAGCCUUUUUUUUUUACCGCUUUAGCUGCAAAGGAAGCUGGAAGAACACAGCAAAGUCAGCCUCUUGGUUUUGCCUGGCUUGCUGUGAUGUUCCAACCUCCCGACUGUGUACUUUGGAUUUCAGCAUUUGCAGGUUUUUUUGUCUCUUUAGUCAAUGCAGUGCCUGCGUCGGCGCCAGUGACAACAGAAGGUCCCGCCCACAGGUUGAAGAACGGAGAGAAUAAUAGGCUGACAGGAACAUGAAUGAUGUCCCAUGUGUCGAAUUGGAUAGCCGACUUUAACUGAGUGUGUUUCUGAUCGGAAGUCGGCAGGCAGGAUGACAGAAUUCUCCUUAAACUGAAGGUGAAUUCACGGGAGAUCGGGGUGCAAUCUGACAAGUAAUUGUGACAAACUACAGUGUAAAGGCACAACCAUUCGUUAGACUUUCAUCGCCAGGUUUAAAAACCAAUCACGAUGUCGUAUGUGAGUGAUGAACUGUACAAGUACAUAAGAGGGAGAAUGACAGAGUUUUUAAAAAUUAACACAGUGGAAUUGUUACCACAUCUUCCUUGCCUUACUCAGAUGGACCAGGAGAAAAUACGAGCCGAAGCCAAAUAUGAAGGAAAUGAGGCAGCUGUACCUCUUUUUUUGGAUUUUGUUAGAAGACGGCGGAAUUGGGAAAGGGAAUUGAUAAACGCACUACGGAACAAAGAAUACAAUGAUCUUGCAGACAUUUUGGAACACAAACUUGAAUGUUUAGCUCCAAAAAGGAAUGUUGGUGAUUUGCGUUCUAAUCGUUCUGCUGCAGAUUCUUCGGUGAUUCCUGUUGUUCCCUUCCGAAGUGCACCAUAUGAUGUUUCACCUCCACGAAACCCUUCAAGCUCAGUCGCUGUUGCUGACCAUUCAGAAAUCUCUCCGACAGUUUUUCUUCCUGCAGACUACUUGCCAGCCCAGCCCCCGUCCAAUCAGACUAUGGUACAGCUCUCAGCUGGCAUUCCUGCAGCAGAGCACUCAGCAAGCAGACCCGCAGCACAGCACUCAGCAAGCAGACCCGCAGCACAGCACUUGGCUGGUGCCCCCGCAGUCCAGCCCUCGACUGGUAUACCGAUCGCACAGCCCUCUGCCAGCGCCCCCACAGUGCAGCCCUCGACCAGUGUACGGAUAGCGCACCCCUCGGCCAGCACCCCCACAGUGCAGACCUCAACCGGUGUACCGGUAGCGCUGUCCGCGGUAAGUGUCCCCACAGUGCAGCCCUCGGCCGACGACCCCGCAGGGCAGACCUCGAACAGUGUACCGGUAGCGGUGCCCUCGGCUGGCGCCCAAACAGUGCAGCCCUCAACCGGUAUACCGGUAGCGCUGUCCACGGUGCGCACCUCUGCAGUUCAGCCCUCAGCCGGAACCUCUGCUGUGCAGUCUUCGACCAAUGCACCUAUAGUACCUACUUCUGUACCUGCUGCCACUCACCAGUGCCCCGCUUUAUUAGUUGCCGCUUCAACAACCUCAACUGCAUCAUCACCUUCUGUGUCUUUGACUACCUCUACUCUCACCCCACCACAUCAUUCCAUCGAAUUCAAAAUACCAAUUCAAGAAUCGGGAAAGUCAAUAGAUAAAGAAAACAAAGAUGACAAGCUACCUGUGCAGGAGAAGAUGGGUACUUUUGAUGACUCAAAGUCCAGUGAUUCUUUCCAUUCUCCAAGGAAUCAAACCAUAAAUUCAGAUCAGAACAGCAAUGCUGCGAAAAGAAACAUAAAUGAAAUAUUCACACCCAAUACUGAUGAAACUAGGAGAGAAAUAAAAAACAAUCAAGCUGUUGCAGAUGACACUUCAACCUGCAGACAAGUACACUCACACCAACGUCUAGAUCAGUUACAUGAUGAUUUUGAGGGCAUUAGUAAACCAGGAAUAUUGCAGAGUGACAUUCAGAAUAUGCAGUCAGAAACUCAGGCUGAAGGUGGCUGUUCAAUAACAAUGGGCGAUUUACAGCUCAGUAAACACUCAGUGGAUAAUUCAAGAAAUGAGAAUCAUUCAAACAUGGCUGUGCCACGUGCCAAUCUUAAUCCAAGAGAUAUGCCCGAAGAGGCCAACCCUUUGGGUUUGGGUGAUAGCAGUAGUCAGGGUGCUAAUGUUUCUUGUGAUUUCAAUGCCAAAGACUCAAUUAAAGAACAAAAGAUUCAAGCAUUACAUGGUUACCAGAAUGAUCAACUGCAAAGAAGCUUUUAUGAUGUUCACAGUCCAUUGAAUAUACAAUUGAAUUUUGAUGCUCAAAAUAAAUUAAGGAAGGGUGUAGGCUCUGAUGAAAAACACAUGUUAAAUCAAGACAAACAUAUUGGCGACAAAUCUGUGGCUUUUCAGGCACAUAAUAUUGAAAUUGCACAAACUGGUGAUGACGGGGCUGACUCCAAAAUUGAAUUUGGGGAAAAUGUGCAAACAAGUCACAGCACAGAUUCAGUUUCCAACAGUGAACAAUUAAGCAGUUCUUGUUCCGAGUCCUCGUAUGGAAGCAUUUAUAUUAGUUCUGACUCUGUCAGUGAGUCAAGUGCUGAUGUGGAACACAGCUCCCAAAGUGCAAACCGAUUCAACAAUGACACACUGCUUCCUACAUCUCAGCUAAUUGGCACACAGGCAUCAGGUCAGAUCUGUGACAUGGAUGGUUUACAAGAAAAUGCACAAAAACAAACUGCGAAUUAUGAAUACAAUCUAGACACAAGAUCAAAUAAAAAGUUAAAUCUGGGAGUAAAUACUUCAAAGGGAGAAAGUUCAUACUCUUGUGCGAAUGAAUUGAACCAGAGAAUAUAUGAUACUAAUCCAGGACUGUACAAUGAGGAUGUUAAGGAACAUAGUGGGUAUAUUUGUCAAGAACCUAAUUAUGAAGAUGAAGCAGGCAGUGAUCACAAAUUUGAAGCAGCAAACAUGGGAGAUGCUAGGUGGCGUGCUUUUGAUCGUAGCUCCAUUGAUGCUUUGUCUACUGAGCAUGUUUCUUUCGUUGCAAAGAAAGGGUCACAAGCUGAAAAGCCUGUAAAAUCAAAUAGGGACAUAACACAGUCAAAUUACCUAUAUGUAACAGUGUCAGUUCUGGCAUUAUCAAUGGUCGCUGUGUGCAUAUGGAAAUACUACCAUAAAUAAGGACUAUUGUGAUCUGAGUGGCUUUAUGUCCUGAAACAUUAUUGUUGAAGUGAUUUUAAACUUACAAUAUAAUUUGAGUUAGCUGUUUGGAAGUAGGGAAAUCAUUCAUUUUGUGCUUUUGUUCUUGGGAGGUGUUUGCAAUUAUAUUUUUAUUGCAAUUUUAUCAUUGGAACAGGAUCUUCAUUUUAAACUGAAGAUAUCAAAGUAAUUUACAUAAAUGUCUCUGCAAACAAUUGACUUGAACUGCAACAAAGUAAAAGUGGAUUCUAACAAAUUUAAAGUAAACUUAUCCUUGAACCAAAUAAUUAUUCCAAUUUGUAUGUUUAUGCAGUCACCAGUAUCUAUGCAAGUGUCCUUAAAAUGUAAAUAUGUAUUUGAAAAAUUAGAA
This is a messenger RNA of Chiloscyllium plagiosum (whitespotted bambooshark), 3645 nucleotides long. RefSeq lists its product as uncharacterized. The record is from RefSeq and is a predicted model, not a curated record. NCBI's taxonomy places the organism in Eukaryota, Metazoa, Chordata, Chondrichthyes, Orectolobiformes, Hemiscylliidae.